GGGUAAGGGCAAGGAAAAUAUCAGUUUCAUUUCAUUUCAUUUCAUUUGGUUCGCACAAUUUAUCUAUCUGCUUCUGCUUUCUUGUGUUAAACUUUCUCAUUCACAACACAACACAACACAAUUCGUCUCAUUCAACACUUGUUCUUUUUGUGUCCUCAUCCUCAUGUGUCUAAUUCAACCCUUCUUGUAGCGCUACCACUCUUCACUCUUCACUCUGUAAAUGGCACAUGUUGAUGCUAUUCGAUUACAAUUUCGAUUCUCCUUUUCUUCUUUCUUCACAACCCUCCCAUCGCCACCCUCUGCUGUCACCAACACUGCAAAGAGGCUAUUCUCUCCUCUCGCCUAUUCUUCUACUUCUUCUUCUUCUUCUUCAGCGGCGCCACCUGCUACCACUCUUGCUUUCGCGCCCCGAAAGCAAUUGCUUUCCUUCAAGGUAUGUGCAACUGUUGCUGAAACUGGUCAGCCAAAAUGGUGGGAAAGGAAUGCACCAAAUAUGAUUGACAUUCACUCUACACAAGAAUUUCUGACUGCUUUGAGUCAAGCUGGGGAUAGACUAGUUAUUGUUGAAUUUUAUGGAACUUGGUGUGCUUCUUGCCGAGCAUUAUAUCCCAAGCUAUGCAGAACAGCUGAAGAACACCCUGAAAUUCUUUUCCUCAAAGUAAACUUUGAUGAGAAUAAGCCAAUGUGUAAAAGGCUGAAUGUUAAAGUACUUCCUUAUUUCCACUUUUAUCGUGGAGCUAAGGGUCAGCUUGAAUCAUUUUCAUGUUCACUUGCCAAGUUUCAAAAAAUAAAGGAUGCCAUCGGGACACAUAACACAGCUCGAUGCAGCAUUGGUCCACCUGUGAACAUUGGCGAUCUGCUUGCUGAGCCUUCCUCUGUUGCUAAGGAUAUACCAGCAGAGUCUGUCUAAGCAUAGUAAUUCUAAGUUCUAUUCACGAAUUUGUAUUAUAAACCGUCUCACAAUGGACAACCCCGAAAAGACUGUAUUCUAGAGAAAUUUAUGAUGCGAAGGAUAUAUGUAUUUUGUAUAUUUACUCUUUUUUUUUUUUUUUUUUUUUUUUUCGUUUUAGAA
Molecule: messenger RNA, 1072 nt
Organism: Cajanus cajan (pigeon pea)
Lineage: Eukaryota; Viridiplantae; Streptophyta; Magnoliopsida; Fabales; Fabaceae
Gene: ACHT2
Product: atypical CYS HIS rich thioredoxin 2
Biological process (GO): cell redox homeostasis
Cellular component (GO): chloroplast
Source: RefSeq, a predicted model, not a curated record